GUUUCAUUCUGAUUGGUCUCUGGGUGAAUAUUUGACUUGUGUAGUUUAAUGCAGCCCGUAAUAAACAUCUAGUCUGUUUUCCUUCAACUCAUCAUGACCUGCAGCACCUCUGAGAAGCUCAAGUAUCUGUGAAGUAUUUUUAGGUUUGGCAGGGCGAUGCAAAAAACCCAAUACCUGUUUUCACAAUGUGAUACCAGGAGCACAAAGUUAAACUCUGGACAACCUUGCUGUUACCAGGAUGGGCUGAUAAAUCUUCAAGCACAAUUAAAAUUUCACCUUUUGAGGAUGACUGGCACCUGCGAGUAGAUGCACCACGCCUCACUGCAUUCUGCUGCUCUCGCAGAAAACGGGACGCCCGCGUCAGGCUAUUUACAGAUAAUGCUGAGCAAGAGAAAGUUCCCACAGCUGAAAUGACACGAAGAGAGCAACCCAUUCGCCUGUAAAGUGCUUCUGAUUAAUGCAACCUGCAACAAAAAAUGGAAAUGAUGGAAAUAAUGGAUCCAGAGAGCCAGAUGACAGCACUGUUGGACGACACUCUGGCAGAAGAACAGCUAAACGACGAGCUGGAGGAUCUGAGCAACAGUUUGAGAGAGGUGGUCCAGGAUGGUGCGGUCAAGCCGAAGCUCCACUGCCUGAUGAUGGAUCCGUCCUUCUCGAUGGUGACGGUCCAGAGCGAGGACAGCGGGAUCGUUUGGGAAACCGCUUCCAGCCGCUGCUCAACACCCUGGGCCUCCGAGUUCAACUCGCUGGCCUCCGAACCCGGAUACAGCUGCUGCGGCUCCGGAGCGGCCGGCAGGAUCGUCUUCAUUAUGGACGAAGAACUGAUGAGCCGAAGAAAGAGGAAGCCAAAAUCUGAGAAAUCAAAGAUGCUUCCUCAGGUCAGCCACGAGAUCCUCGCUGAAGCAGAGAGACCAGCCAUGGUGGAAGUGUCCCUGCCGAAUGUGACACGGGAAGAAGGAACAGACGAACACAAAACAGCUGAUCUGAGAGAAGAAAAGCACCAGCGUUUGUUCAGUCUCGUCUCUGAAGGAUCUGAGAUACUAAACAUCAUCGCUCCGCCGAGAGUCUCCACCGUGGAUGAAGAGGAGAGCAAAGGUCUGGAAGAUAACUUGUAUUACCUCGAGGAGACGCCUGCUGUGAAAUCCGCAGAGAUCCUGGACGAACCUGAGCUGGACUUUGAGACUGUAGAGACGGAGAAGAACGUUUUAUUGAUACCAGAGCCUGUUGUCCCGUCUAUCCAAAUAUCCCGAAGAGGACAGACGACCGAGGACUACUUUGAGAAGUUCACGCUCCUUGACCAUCAAGCUCCAUCAGGAGCAGCACCAGUAGAAGAAGCCCAACGGGAGACAGAGGACAAGGUCACAGAAGAAGAUGGUCCUGAAGCAGAACCAGGACCUGGACUUUCUGGAGUCUCCUCAGCUGUGAGUAUGCUAGACAUUUCUGGCGAACACUUGGACGAUGUGUUUUACGGCGGAGGGAGCGAGCCACCUACUGCUGCAAGUGUUAGUGAAAAGGAAAGAGAGCUUUCCAGAUCCUCUCUGAAGGAAAGCGGAAGCGCCUUGUUUGGAAGCGAGGAGUCGGUUCUCACUCCCAUAUACCUUCCCGAAGGUCCUCUGAAAAUCAUCGACCCCAAUUUGCUCGAGGAGCCCAAAGCCUUGGCGUUUCUCUACUCGGACCUGUACGCAGACGCCGUCGGUACCAGAAAGAAGCAGGACGAUGACGUCGAGAGCGUGACCUCCGAGAAAUCCUUCCACAGUCAAGCGUCCGACUCUGAGGACAGAGGCUAUCUGGAGAAGUUUGUGCUCAAGGUUGAGACUCUGGCUGACGUUGUUCCUGAGAUAAGCCCAGAGGAACGGCAUGACCCUUCCAGACUCGCCGGGUACAUGGAACACCACAAAGAAGAAGUGGACAAUCAGGCAGAAGAGCAGGAAGAGAUCACGGAUUUCUUUAGGAACAGUGCAUCUUCAUCGCCCUGUGAACCUGUCGACUUCGAGCAGCUGGAGAAAGAGGAAAAGAUCGAAGCUGUCAGGACGCCUCGGGUUACUUUCAAAGAUGAAGCGCCAAAGAAUAAACCCAAUCAUCUACCGUUGGCUGACGACACAGAGUUUUCAGAUGAGUUUUUACCAGUUGAAAUAAGCGAGGAUUGUUUGGCGUGGGAGGAAAACUUGCAGACGGUUGUCAGAGCUGCGGUAAAAUCAACUUCAACACGCACAAAUGAACUAAGACAAAAAACAAAGUCAGUAAGCGAUAAAAGCUCUCCAGCACCAAUCCAAGCCCAAAACACAGUCAGACCCAUAAUUCCACACCACAAACCCUUCCUGGAUCUGAGCCUGCUGCUGCGCGUCCAGACCGAGGACAAGACCGAAACAACAGAGGCAGAGAACACAAGCGCUGAUGCCUCAUUCAGCACCAAAGCAGCAGCAGAGGUCAGCAAUCAGGACUGUUCGAUCCCCGGAGAACUUCCCGACGUGACGGACUCCAGAGGAGAGAGCCGUGAUGAUAGAAAUCUCACAAAUCUGCUGCAUGAGGACGCUGCUGAAGCUCCAGCUGCUUCGAGCAAGUCUGAUUGGCAUUUGAGCCUUGCUGAUUCGCUGGCUUGACAACGAGUGAUCCGUAAGCAUCUGCGUCCAUCCUUCAACAAAACAGAAAACGAGCAGAACAUUAUCAGGAGUCUCUAUGUCUGUCGUGAUGCAUCUGAGAGAUUCAAAUGGAAAAACAGAUAAAUAUGAUAGGCAGUUCCUGUACAGUAUACGGCUGUAGAAGCCUAUGAUCUGUGUUUGUGAGAGUGUAUGUACAGAUUACAACUUAGCCUACCUCAACAGCUGAAAACAAGUAAAUUACUUAAAAAAACGUAACAUGUAUCUGUGCUUAAAUGAUGUACAUAUGGUUAUAAUAGUCACUUCUCUGAGUAAAACCAUGCAGUCAGUGAUGCUGCUCAGGCUUCAGCAUAUGUACAUAUGUACUUCAUUUAAAAAUAAUCAGUCACAAA
Messenger RNA from Sinocyclocheilus anshuiensis, 2989 nucleotides. Its product is annotated as cardiomyopathy-associated protein 5. Gene Ontology annotation, cellular component: cytoplasm. The transcript is spliced from 2 exons. The record is from RefSeq and is a predicted model, not a curated record. The coding region runs from base 477 to 2600 and encodes 707 amino acids. NCBI's taxonomy places the organism in Eukaryota, Metazoa, Chordata, Actinopteri, Cypriniformes, Cyprinidae.